AUGGCGUCACGGCACUUCGCCGAGGACUAUGACUCGGGCGAGUCGCUGCAGGAGCAGUACUUCGACGGCUACGCCGACCUCGGCGUGCACCGCGUGAUGCUGGCGGAUGAGCCGCGCAUGUCGUUCUACCGCCACGUGAUGACCUGCGACGCCGUUGUUCGCGGCCGCGUUGUGGUGGACGUGGGCUCCGGGACAGGCAUUCUCUCCAUGUGGGCGGCGCGCGCCGGGGCGAGGCAUGUCUUCUCCAUUGAGGCGUCGCCGCUGCGGCACGUGCAGGCGGAGGUGCUCGCAGACAACGGCCUCUCGGAGAGCGUGACGCUGCUGCCGGACACUGUGGAGAACGUCGUGGGGCGUGGGGCCGCGAGCUUUGUGGCGCAGCACGGGGCAGUCCUGCAGGGCUGCGGCGUGUCGGUGGUGGUGUCGGAGUGGAUGGGGUUCUAUCUGCUGCACGAGGGCAUGCUGUCCUCCGUUGUGCGCGCGCGAGACUUCUUCAAUGAGGUAAACGUGCUGCUUGGCAUUUCUCGGCCUGUUGAGAUGGUCCCAGAUCGCGCAACAAUACACGUCGCGCCCAUGAGCUGCCACCCGUACUACGAAGAGCGCUACCGCCGCUUUUGGGGCAGCGUCGACGGCGUCGACCUCAGCCGCUAUGGCGCAAUGGAGUACGAGACGCACCUUGAGAGCGCGGCGCCGCUCAUCGACACCGUACCACCGGCGUGCCUGCUGCACGAGGGGGCGCUGCUGGCGGAGCUGGACCUCGCCGCCGUGUCGGCGGACGCUGUGGCGUCGUUGUGCAAAACCGUGCACUUCGACUUUCCCACCUCCGCUGUGUUUAGUGAGCGCUUUACAGCUGUUGACCCGCCCCGCGUUGUUGUUGAUGGAUUCACGUUGUGGUUUGAUGUGAGCUUCCGUGACGCGGUACUGAGCACGUCGCCGCGCUGCCCGCCCACGCACUGGAAGCAGACAACGAUCCUCCUACCCGCAUCCGUGCGGGCGGAGGAACUCGUGGAGUUCACGUCCACCGAUGUCACGCUUGACGUGGAGGUGCGCCUCGUUGCUACAGAUGACUUGCAGCGCUGCUACACCAUUGAGCUGGAACUAAAAUAA
This is a messenger RNA of Trypanosoma grayi, 1104 nucleotides long. RefSeq names its product arginine N-methyltransferase, type I. Gene Ontology annotation, molecular function: protein-arginine N-methyltransferase activity. The transcript has a single exon. Gene Ontology annotation, biological process: peptidyl-arginine methylation. NCBI's taxonomy places the organism in Eukaryota, Euglenozoa, Kinetoplastea, Trypanosomatida, Trypanosomatidae. Bases 1 to 1104 code for a protein of 367 amino acids. The record is from RefSeq and is a predicted model, not a curated record.